Messenger RNA from Camellia sinensis, 1161 nucleotides. RefSeq lists its product as uncharacterized. NCBI's taxonomy places the organism in Eukaryota, Viridiplantae, Streptophyta, Magnoliopsida, Ericales, Theaceae. The record is from RefSeq and is a predicted model, not a curated record.
UACGGUCAGUUUCACUCUCAAUUAAUUUUCACAUACAGGAAACCCCCUAAAAAAGUCCCAAACAGUAGUAGUAGUAGUGCAAAAAGCCUAACAAAUGGAAAGCAUACAGGAAUCCCCCCAAAAAAAGUCCCAAACAGUAGUUGUAGUAGUGCAAAAAGCCUAACAAAUGGAGACUGAGAUUGAUCAAACCCAGAUGAAAAACAACAACAAUAAUAAUAAUGAGAAGAAACCCAGAAUUCUGUGCCUCCAUGGAUUCAGGACAAGCGGUGAAAUCCUGAAGAAACAGAUGGGGCGGUGGCCGGAGAUGGUUCUGGGAAGGUUGGACCUGGUCUUCCUCGACGGCCCUUGUCCAGCAGCAGGCCAAUCUGAUGUUCAAGGCUUCUUCGAUCCUCCUUACUACGAAUGGUUCCAGUUCCGCCAGGAUUUUCAAGAGUACUAUAAUUUUGAAGAAUGUCUUGCUUACAUCGAAGAUUAUAUGAUAAAACACGGACCUUUUGAUGGUUUACUGGGUUUUUCACAGGGGGCGAUUAUAUCUGCCGCGUUGCCCGGAAUGCAAUUGCAUGGGGUGGCACUUACUAAGGUUCCAAAGAUAAAGUUUCUGAUAAUAAUGUCAGGGGCUAAGCUGGGAGGAUCUAAGUUAAUAUCAGGGGGCAGGUUUGAAGGUUCUAAGUUUGGGUUGCCCAAAAUUGCUGCUAAUGUAUUUUCAUCAACAGUCAAGUGCCCUUCCCUCCACAUUAUAGGUGAGGCAGACUUCUUGAAGGAAACAGGGAUUGAAUUAUUGGAAUCAUUUGAGGAGCCAGUUGUGAUUGAUCACCCCAAGGGGCACACAAUAGCAAGACUUGAUGAGAAAGGCCUGAAGACAAUGCUCAGCUUCAUUGAAAAGGUCAAGGAGAUUCAAUUGCAGCAAGAAUAGAACUGCUUAAUGAUGCUGCAAAUUGUUUUAUUUUUAUCACGAAAUAUGAUUAUGAUAAUUGUGCAGGGUUACAAAUUUACCAACCCUAAUAUAUUUAUUUGAAUAAUAAUCCAUCGUUUUGAGAAAAGAUGCAAUUAUCUAUGUUUUACAACACAGACAGUAUGUAGUAACUAGAGCUAAUUGGCAAAAGGACAGUGUCUUGUUUAUGGCUCAAGCUUCUUAAUCCAAAAAAAAUAAAAUAUAAAAAA